GCAUUUUUACCUUGUUUCUGCUCCACCAGCAUUACUGCACCAUCAUUCAAAUGUCAACUAGAAGUUGCUACAUGUUUUGCACUUUGUUCCACCCAAUUCAUGGAGUCGAUGAUGAUUUGACCAGUUUCUGUCAAAAAUUCGAAGCAACGGGAAGCAUAAGGUUUACAAAGUUUGCUGAACUCUGGCGCAGCGAAAAAUUCUUCCACAUUGUUUACGGUAGAAGAAAUCAAGUUGGAUUGUCGGAUGUACUCGGUUGUCUGUUUUAUCGCUUGGUCGAUCUUAUUCAGCCCAAGCCCGAAAGGAGUCACUCUAUUCGAGUUUGCGCACUUUACCUACUUUAUGCUCUACACGGAAAGCAAUACAUAAAAAACAAUGUUCGUAUUCGUGUCUGUCCAGAAACAUGGCCAGCGUUUUUACAGUUGAGCCAAGAAGCCAAGGACGAUGGGCAUCUGGACGUGUAUUAUGUCUUUAAACAGUUAUGCGGGGCGAACGCAUUUACCUUCUGCCUUAAUCGACAAAUCCUCUAUCCCGGAGUUCCUCUUUUCAACAGCCCUCGUCUGAUACCGGCCUCCUCGGAUGGCUUGCGGUCAGCGGAUCCCGUUUCGUUGUACAUGCAAUUUCUAAAACCACCUACAAGUAACCAUCCGGACAUAACAGAAGCUAUAAAUUGUCUGGAACAGGGUAUCAUUCAGUACACUGAAGCGAAAUCCUCACUGAGCGCUGUGAAGCAUACACAGGAUGAAUCCACUACUUCACUAAGUACCGAAGAAGGAGGCGAUAAGAAGCAGGACGAAUUCUUACCUGGCUUAAAUUUUAUAACUUAUCCGAAUUCCUUGACGAAGCUUUUCUCUAUCGUCGAUCGCAUGGGUGCCCACGAAGCUGAGGAACGAAGAGCUGGAUGUUUUAUCCUCGAGAGGGCAGAAUCAGACCAUGACAAGGCAAGUGGUCAAAGCAGCAAUGAUUUUCGCGUAACUGGAAGUCGUAAUGUGCGCUCAAAACAUGUACUGAAGCAAUGCAUGAGUACCGAUCCAACGGAGACGCAGAAGGCACCUGUAUCGCGGACGCGCGAUUCCCGCCUCAAGUCACGUGCAUUGGGCGCGAGAUGGAAACGGUUACAACGGUCCUCUACUUGCCCAACCGGGCUGGAACAACAAGCCGUCUCAGUUGGUACGCAUGUGCGUCGACACAGCUGUCGGCGGCAGGUUGCACAGUCGAAGAAUGUAUAGGUUGUCAAACCCGCAUCUCAGCCUUCUGUUAUCACCGCUGCAUUCCUGUACAUUUGUUUUUAUAUUACUCAAUAGAGCUCGAACUCUGCUGC
Messenger RNA from Dicrocoelium dendriticum, 1318 nucleotides. NCBI's taxonomy places the organism in Eukaryota, Metazoa, Platyhelminthes, Trematoda, Plagiorchiida, Dicrocoeliidae. The record is from the annotation of a GenBank genome assembly.